This is a messenger RNA of Cooperia oncophora, 546 nucleotides long. The record is from the annotation of a GenBank genome assembly. NCBI's taxonomy places the organism in Eukaryota, Metazoa, Nematoda, Chromadorea, Rhabditida, Trichostrongylidae.
CUGCUUCAGGUACUAAACAACCUGAAUCUCGUUAUCGAACCAGGCCAAACAGUAGCAUUGGUUGGCCACUCUGGCUGUGGGAAGUCGACAUCAGUCGGUUUACUUACUCGCCUCUACGAACCUGAAUCUGGACGCGUUACGCUCGACGGGCAUGAUGUCCGAGAGUUGAACAUCGAGUGGCUACGGAAUGCCGUUGGGAUCGUGCAACAAGAGCCAUGCCUUUUCAAUGACACAGUUGAAGGGAAUCUUCGUGUCGGUAAUCCGCAAAUUUCCAUGGAACAAAUGGUUCACGUGUGCAAAAUGGCGAAUGCACAUGACUUCAUUAUCAAAUUGCCUAAGGCUUACGAGACCUACAUUGGUGAUGGUGGAGUGCAACUGUCUGGCGGUCAGAAACAGCGCAUCGCUAUCGCACGGACUUUGGCACGAGAUCCAAAGGUUCUCCUGCUGGACGAGGCAACAAGCGCUCUUGAUGCUCAAAGUGAGAGCAUUGUUCAGGUGCGUGAAAUCGGGAGCUCUGCACCACUUAGAGUUGCUGUAAUUUUUUGA